AAAACCAACAAUGUUUUAGUGCUCUCCGCAGUCACAUUUUGGAUACAAACGCAGGCCUAACAAGAGGAGUGACUGAAGAAAAUCCACGUUCUUCCAGAGAAGCAGCGAUGGAGGAGCAGCGGGAUCUAAACAGCACGGAUAGCAGCGAGGGAGAGUGCGUGUCUCCGUCUCCCAGCCUGCCCUCUCCGCCCAUACUGCCCCUACAGGUCGCCCAGCAGGCUCACAGAACCACCAACUUUUUUAUCGACAACAUUUUGCGGCCGGACUUCGGCUGUAAGAAGGAUCUGGGCCUGGGGCCCCGGGAGCGCGCGCAGAGCUCCGGCCGGGAACGCGUCCACCCGGUGGUCAGCAGGCCGAGCCACGCCGGGACGCCGUGCCAGGACUCCAACUGCAGCACCGACAGCACGUCGUCCUCCGCCUCCUCCGCCGCGUCGUUGGCGAGUCCCAAACGGAGUAACGGAGGAUCAGCCGCGGCCGCCGCCGCCGCCGCCGCCGCCGCUGCUUCCACUGGAAGCGGCCUAAAAGCGGAGGACAGGACUGAGAGCGGAGCGGCGGAGAACACCUCCUCCUCGCUGGUGGUGCUGAACGGCUCCGGGAGCUCCACACCGGAGAGCCAGCCGCUGCUCUGGCCCGCGUGGGUUUACUGCACCCGCUACUCGGACAGGCCCUCAUCUGCAGGCCCAAGGACACGGAAACUGAAAAAGUCGAAAAGCGGCAAAGAGGACAAGCGGCCUCGCACGGCCUUCACGGCCGAGCAGCUGCAGAGACUGAAGACUGAGUUCCAGGUGAACCGCUACAUCACCGAGCAGCGGCGGCAGUCCCUGGCGCAGGAGCUCAACCUCAACGAGUCCCAGAUCAAGAUCUGGUUUCAGAACAAACGGGCCAAAAUCAAAAAGGCCAGCGGCUUCAAGAACGGGCUGGCGCUGCAGCUGAUGGCGCAGGGACUGUACAACCAUUCCACCACCACCAUCCAGGAGGACAAGGAGGAGAGCGACUGA
Messenger RNA from Salarias fasciatus (jewelled blenny), 998 nucleotides. RefSeq names its product homeobox protein engrailed-1-B-like. The record is from RefSeq and is a predicted model, not a curated record. The transcript has 2 exons. NCBI's taxonomy places the organism in Eukaryota, Metazoa, Chordata, Actinopteri, Blenniiformes, Blenniidae. The coding region runs from base 108 to 998 and encodes 296 amino acids. Gene Ontology annotation, cellular component: nucleus. Gene Ontology annotation, molecular function: RNA polymerase II cis-regulatory region sequence-specific DNA binding; DNA-binding transcription factor activity, RNA polymerase II-specific. Gene Ontology annotation, biological process: neuron differentiation; regulation of transcription by RNA polymerase II; multicellular organism development.